This is a messenger RNA of Olea europaea var. sylvestris, 780 nucleotides long. RefSeq lists its product as uncharacterized. The annotation marks the transcript as partial. NCBI's taxonomy places the organism in Eukaryota, Viridiplantae, Streptophyta, Magnoliopsida, Lamiales, Oleaceae. The record is from RefSeq and is a predicted model, not a curated record. The transcript is spliced from 3 exons.
AUGGAGUCGAAAUCUACUAUUGCUACUAUCAAAAUGAUGAAUCAAGAUCUGGUGCGUUUGGAUAGAUUCGAUGGUGCAAACUUUACAAGAUGGCAAGACAAACUCAAGUUUCUUCUAACGGCGUUGAAGAUCUUCUACGUGCUUGAUUCAAAAUUGGAACCCAUUCCCGAUGCAACUGAUAAGGACACCGAAGAAAUUCGCAUAGAAAGGAAGAAACGAGAAGAAGAUGAAUUGAUAUGCUGUGGGCACAUUCUAAAUGCAUUGUCCGAUCGACUACAUGAUCUCUAUACAAACACUACUUCAGCUAAAGAAAUCUGUUAUGCAUUAGAAAGCAAAUACAAAGCCGAGGAAGAAGACAAUAUACCUUUAUUGUCUCAAGUACAUGAGUUACAAAUAAUUGUGAACAAAUUGAAAGUGAUAAAAAUUGAACUUCCCGAAACUUUCCAAGUGGAAGCAAUUAUUGCUAAACUCCCUGAUUCUUGGAGAGGAUAUAGGAAGAAAAUUCUUCACAAUUCCGAAGAUUUUUCUUUAGAAGACAUACAUAAGCAUCUUUGCAUUGAGGAAAAAUCAAGGGCAAGAGAUAAGAUUGAAAAUUCUUAUGAUAGCUCUUCGAAAGUCAAUUCCGUGGACAAUGUGGACAACUCCAACAAGCAUAGGAAACAACAUAAGAAGGAAGGACAAGUGAACUCUGUUGAUGAAAUUAUUGCAACAAUGAGUGAAAUCAAUGCAAUCCAAGGCAAAGUUUCGGGCUGGUGGUACGAUACAUGCGCUACAAUUCAU